AUGUCUCAAGCUUCAAUUAGUAAAGACACCAUCAGGAAAACAAGUAUGGAUAUGAUAGUGGGGGAACUGACGAUUGAAGAUUUGAGCUUUAGAGAUCAUUGGCAGAAUGUGAAUGAAUCAACAGAUAAAUUUAUUGCAGGAGUGUUUUGUGUUAUUGCAAUUUGGACACCACCAUUUAUAGGAGACCGUUUGAAGCACAGCGAACCUCACUCGUGUAUUUGGGAACCUAACGAUAACACUGAAUUUGUUAUAUUUGUAGCAGUAAUUGGCCAUUAUAUACCAUGUGCCAUUAUGGUUUUCUGCUAUAUAAAGGUCUUUACUGUUAUGAGAAGGCAAACAUCGUUCGUGGCCAGAUUUGCCGCGAAAAAUACUGCUUCAACGGCGAGGGAACCCACACAGUCAGAGGUACCAAAUCCGCAAGUCAGUGUAAUCGAGACGCCUCAGUUUGAUGACAUUAGCACAGUUGAAUCUUCUAAUGCUUGUUAUUUAACCCCCGCAACCACAACAACCACUAUAAGUCCCAGCUCUUCUCCUUCCCCUCAGCCAAAGCAAACAGGCAAUGGUAUGGCAACAAACAGAUCUCAGACGGUCUCUCAAAAUCAGCAACGCGAAAGAAGGAUCUUCAUCACACUAUCAUACGUUUUGUUCAGCUAUUUGAUAUGUUGGUUCCCAUUCUAUAUAGCGUUCGACACAUACGCCUGGAAGCCUGACCUGGUACCAGCCGGAUUAUAUUCGUUCUUCUUCUGGUCAACUUACGUUAAUUCUACACUCAACCCAUUUAUCUAUGCUUUCACUAACACUGAAUUCCGUUUGGCGUUCAUAAAAGUAGUCAAGAGGAUUUGUGGAUGUUCAAAACAGAAGAAUACAACGUGAAAUAUCUUAACUGCAACUCAAGUUAUAUAUAUGUAUAUAUACAUGCAGUUGUCCAUUGCAGGUACAAUUUAUAGCAUGUACGCAUAUC
Messenger RNA from Ruditapes philippinarum (Manila clam), 961 nucleotides. Its product is annotated as alpha-2A adrenergic receptor-like. Gene Ontology annotation, biological process: adenylate cyclase-activating adrenergic receptor signaling pathway. Gene Ontology annotation, molecular function: G protein-coupled receptor activity. The coding region runs from base 1 to 873 and encodes 290 amino acids. Lineage: Eukaryota; Metazoa; Mollusca; Bivalvia; Venerida; Veneridae. Gene Ontology annotation, cellular component: membrane. The transcript has 4 exons. The record is from RefSeq and is a predicted model, not a curated record.